AUAGUCAAAUCCGUCCAUUACCAUACAUAAUUCAUAUGCCACCAUUAGCAUAGUGGACAAAGCUCCCCAACGACUGUCCGCACAGAGCUAGAGAUCUCAUACAUGGCGACCGCCGGCAGCGGCGAGAGGUGGAGCCUCGCCGGCGCGACGGCGCUGGUCACCGGCGGGAGCAAGGGCAUCGGGCACGCGAUCGUUGAGGAGCUGGCGGCGUUCGGCGCGCGGGUGCACACGUGCUCCCGCAACGCGGCGGAGCUGGAGGAGUGCCGCCGGAGGUGGGAGGAGAAGGGGCUCACCGUCACCGUCUCCGUCUGCGACGUCGGCGUGCGCGCCGACAGGGAGAAGCUCAUGGACACGGUCAGGGACACCUUCGCCGGCAAGCUCGACAUCCUAGUGAACAAUGCGGCCCAGUUGAUCAGCAAGCCGGCGAUGGAGUUCACGGCGGAGGACUACUCGCGGCUCAUGGCGACCAACCUGGAGUCGUGCUUCCACCUCAGCCAGCUCGCGCACCCUCUCCUCCUCAACACCUCCAUUGCCGGUGGGGGAAGCAUCGUCCACAUCUCCUCCAUUGCCAGUGUCAUGGCCCUCCCAGAACUCACGCUUUACAGCAUAGCCAAAGGUGGAAUGAACCAGCUGACAAGAAGCCUGGCUGCCGAGUGGGCCCGCGAUAAUGUUCGUGUGAACUGUGUCGCGCCAGGCCUGAUCGAGACCGACAUGAGCAAAGGCGUAGGUAAGGAGACCUUGGAAAAGUACGAGCAGAAGAUUCCGUUACGGCGGAGGGGGCAGCCAGCGGAGGUGGCAUCCGUGGUGUCGUUCCUCUGCACGCCGGCGGCCUCCUACGUCACCGGCCAAGUCGUCUAUGUCGACGGCGGCGGAACCAUAAGCGCUUGAGAGAGAAGCUAGCUAGCUAGCUUCACGACACUACAUUGGGGCUUGGGGGUGUGCAUGCGCCACUCGUACCUGCUGAGACCACUGACAUGUGGACCCACGUAAGUCGGCAUGGGUUUCGGAACCAUUUGGAAUCGAAGCUGGUCUUUUUUUUUUAUAAAACAGGAUGUUUUAUGUAUGAAAAUAAAAAAGAGUAGUGAACUCGUGUAGUUCAUCCAAAAGAAUGUUGUACGUGUAGCUCAACAAAUUAAAAUUGUGUUGUCCCAAAAGACAUGGUGCUCUAGAAAAGAAAAGGCUGGAGG
Setaria italica (foxtail millet) is the source of this 1187-nucleotide messenger RNA. RefSeq names its product tropinone reductase homolog At2g29170. The record is from RefSeq and is a predicted model, not a curated record. Lineage: Eukaryota; Viridiplantae; Streptophyta; Magnoliopsida; Poales; Poaceae. Bases 103 to 888 code for a protein of 261 amino acids. The transcript has 4 exons. Gene Ontology annotation, molecular function: oxidoreductase activity.